AUGGUGGCAGCCAGCAAAGCCAAAAAGCAGCAGCCGGUCGUCGUUGAGACCGAGCCGAAGAUCGAGACGACGGUCGUCGACGACCAAAUUGACAACUCAGCAGCCCUCUCGCGUGUCAACCUGAGCUCUCGACAAUCUCAUGGUGGCGAGGAGAGCCACGGCGUCCCUCUCGGUAUCCGGAGUGGAGGAGAAGGGAAAAAUCCAGAUCCAUUUCCCGCUAUCGGUCAGGAUCAGCUUGACGAGGAGGCUGCGGUAGGGUCCAUCCACCACAUCCUCAAGACUGCGUUCAAGGAACUCUAUGAUGGUGGGAGUGACAACGAUGAGACUGAAGAUGAAGCUGCGGAGGAAGGAAAUGGACGGCAAGGCACACCGGCGAAUGGAUCAGAUUCAGAGUCAAGGAGGCCUUCGUCGGUAGCGAUGGAAUCUGCGGCGAACGGUGGAGGUGCUGAUGAGGGGGAACUGGCCAUGACAAGCGAUGGGGAGAUGGCGUUUCAAAAUUUUCAACGAAACACGUCUCCAGGUGGUAGAAAACUGGAAGAGGGCGGAACAGCCGAAGACACGGCAGCAAUCGAAGAGAGGGAGGAGAUAGAAGUUCUAAAGAGGCAAGGGAUUCUUAUCGGGGUACACAUCCCGAUGGGUCCCAGCGGACUGGUUCUGGACCGUUCCACGAUCGGUACCUUCGGAGGGUUCGCCAUUUCUCUACUGGAUGCGGCGGAACUUGCUCGGGCAAACCGAGUGGCUGGUCUUCGCCACUCUGGAAACCUUCCGUGGAACGAGUUUUCUCAAACGAAACCGGAUGGGGAAGGAGGUGACGCCCGUUUUGAGCCUCCUGGAUACCUGAAGCACACCACAACGAAUGUCACCAGGGAGGCUCUGACCCUCAAGAGAAGCUUCGGCCGCCGUGGGGAGAGAGGUAUCCAGCAGCAGUUGCAGCUCGAGGCGCAACGUGAUGUGGAGCGAGCUAUGUCCGGCGACACCAUUGUCACAGGUGCGGAAUAUGAUACGAACGCUGUUGGGUGUAACUACGACCAUCGUUUCAUCUUGGGUGCCAGGUUGAAGACCAGGAACAAAGCUUUGACUACAACCAAGCUCUUGGCGUCGAUACCACCGCCUGGGGAUAUAGACGGAGAGAACGGGUACUUCUUGGCCAGCCCGUCGGUUGUGGAGUACUGCGAUUACUGGGUGGGGCAAACGUUCAGGGCGGAGCUCGUGCUGCGCAACAUAUCGUGCCUCAAGCGGAGCUUCAUGCUCCUCCCACCCUCCACGAAGUACUUCAGCUUGGCCAAGGUGAUGUUUCCCUCUUCAGAGAUUGACUCGGCGUCUGGCGUCGUUACGGGGACCGGAGAAAUCGCCCCUGGGGUCAGGGCGACAGUUCUUGUGGACUUCGUCCCCGACAGCCUCGGAGAGUACCACGACGUGAUAUCUGUCGUAACGGAGAUCGGCACUUUCGAGGUUCCAAUUUUCGCCCACCGGAGACGGCCGUGCCUGUCGUUGCCGCCCUCGGGUCUCCUCCACUGCGGGGGCUGCCUUCUGGGAGAAGGCCGGACACUGCGGUUCCGCGUAAAGAACACCGGAGGGCCCGUCCGUUUCCGACUCCUUCCGCGGCGCCCCUCGGAAAAACCGGCCGCCGCUGCUGAUGUGCAUCAGAAUGGAGAGAGCCGGGGGGAGGCGACGGCGGCAGCCGUGGCGGCAGAUGACGGGCAUCACGCCGGGCACCAUGGCGGGAAUGGGAGUGAGCUUCAGGGAGGCGGGGCCACCCGUUUGGAUAGGAGCGUCUUGCGGAUAAGAACUGAUUGCGACGAGACCUUCGGGUCGUCGAAAUUACCCACAGCAACAGCACCUGACGCAAUCAGUCGAGCCAAUGGUGGGAUUCAUUUUGAUGGAAACGGUGGUCAUGAUAAUGGCGACGAUCGAAAGGCCGAUUUUGAUGACUCGAGCUUCAAUCCGGACGGCAACAACGGCAGCCUAGAGGUUUCUCUCCGCAUUUCGAGCAUCGAUGGCACCCCCGUACCUGCUUUACAGUCGCCGUCGGAGGCGUCAAGCCCCACCAGCCACUGUCAGGACCAGCAGCAGCUGCUGCUACCAAACGACAACGCAGCCGACCUCGGCAGCGCGGUGGUGGCAUCACCGGCAGCGAUAAGCCACCUCUUAUUCGAGCCCACGCUUCUGGCCAGCACGUGUCGGCGGCGGUUCACGCUGCGCAAUUACACAACCGGAGACCUGGGCAUUCGCUGGGAAGCCUCGGACAUCACCUCCGCGCAGAAGCGGCAACAACGUGGACAAAAGAAGAAAAGCGCGACUUCGAGGUCGUCUUCGUCUGGAGACCCUCCGUCGGCGUCGCCGACGACGUCGGCCACACCUGCUGGUGGUGGCUUUGUGGACAUCUUUGGGACUGUUGGAGACAGUGAGGUCACGGAAAUACGGGGCAGUGCCUACGCGGAUAGGGAGGGAGCGGACUGGGAACCUGGAGCAAGCGCCCCCCGAAAUGAAGGGAGAACGGGGGAUGUCGCCGCGGGGGGCAUCCAACCGUCGUCUUCUUUGGCGGCAGGAAAGACGGCACAGAUGGCGGAGGGUUUAGCGACAGCACCCGGCAGGGGACCAUUCGUGAUCUUCCCGGAUUUUGCGGUGGUUCCGGCGCAAGGGGAGGUUUCGUUCGAGGUGGCGUUCUCGCCCCCGGGCCUGAGGGAGGUUGGGUUUCAGGCGGUGGCGGUCGUGCAAGGCAUCCCGGCGGCGGCCUUGGCGUACCACAACCCCGCUGGGAUGCUUGUGGACAGUGACAAAGUCGCUUCGGAUGAGGAAACCCGUGGAGGCGUAGAUAAGGGAGCUGGUAAGCUCUCUAGCGGUGGUGAUGGCAAAGAAGGCCUUGGAAACAGAAGCGACAACCGCGCCGUGGCAGGAGAAGGCCGAUUCAGGCUUUUCCUGCGAUCCUUGGAUCCGGACGGCAAGGGCUGCUUCAGCAAGCACGAGUUCAUGAAGGGGUUGCGAGCGAUGUGUCCCCUGCUCGAAGCAGCCGCGGCGACGUUCGUGGACUCGGCAACAUCGACAGGGAAUGGAGAACAUGGUGCAACGAUAGAGUUUGCCAGACUGGAUCCACACGACGACGCCGAUAGCGACGCUGAAGGUCCAGUCGUUGGCGUCAAAGAGGCCCUAGCGGCCGUGGGGGCCGAGCUGCGAGCGCGGAUCUCGCACGCCCUCGGCGGGAAAGGUUUGGAAGAGCUGGUGGAAGGCCACCGCAAAGAUUUACCAGGCUUUCAGAUGGAGUUGCGAGGGUCGGGGGAACCGGUGCGACUGUCUCUGCGGCCGGCAAUGCUUCAGACUCCGGGUGAUCACCUUCCUUACGGCCAGGUGCGUAUGCGUAGGGCGCAGGCGGAGGUGACCAUCAAGCCACUUGCCAUGGACUUCGAAGUUUGCAACGGGUCUUCUUCCCCGGCCCAGUUCGAGUUCGACCUGCCCGGCAUGACGGUGUCACUGUCGGGGAACGACGCAUUCACGACCACCAGUCCGGGUGUCGAGGGCGACAAUUGGAGCACCGGGUGCGACGUGGACAUCAGCCCCGCGAAGGGGGUCGUGCCCGCGGGAGGGAGUGUCAAAUGCAGGGUGAGACAGCGGGCUAUUCCGUAG
Molecule: messenger RNA, 3621 nt
Organism: Ectocarpus sp. CCAP 1310/34
Lineage: Eukaryota; Phaeophyceae; Ectocarpales; Ectocarpaceae
Source: the annotation of a GenBank genome assembly